Molecule: messenger RNA, 1067 nt
Organism: Drosophila takahashii
Lineage: Eukaryota; Metazoa; Arthropoda; Insecta; Diptera; Drosophilidae
Product: soluble scavenger receptor cysteine-rich domain-containing protein SSC5D
Source: RefSeq, a predicted model, not a curated record
AUGUUCAUCAAGCUCUUGCUAAUCAGCCAGCUUCUGGCUCUGAGCUACGCUCAGUUGACUUUGGAGGAGGCUAAAAAACAGAUCGAUGCCUCGGUUUAUAGCGACGAGGAGACUGGCGAUGAUACGCACAUGCCGGAGCCCCAUUAUCCUCCCCAGUACCAGCCUCAUCAUCCUUAUCCCCAUCCCCAUCCCCACAAGAAGGUGGAAACCACUACUCCUGUGCCGGAAACCACCACCACUCCAAAACCGGUGACCACCACGGAGGAGCCCAAAAUAGAGCAGGAAGGCGAGGGCACAGUGGCUCCGAAUGAUGAUGGCUUGGGUCAGCUGGACGAUGGGCUGCUGCAAAACAACGAUGGAUCUGCCCUUCCGGAGUCCACCACUCCUGAACCCACUACGACCACAACUACAACUACUACAACUACAACUACGACUACUCCAAAGCCUCAUAAGCAUGAGCCACAUCCCCACCCUCAUCCCCAUCCUCAUCCACACCCCUAUCCGUAUCCCCAGCCUUACCCACCCCAGUAUCCGUACCUCCAUCCUGGAUUAGUAUUCACUCCCGCGGGACCUAAAAUCGCUCCUCCUGCGGAAGCCUCGGAAACUCCAAAGGAUGCCGAUAAGGAAUCCCCGAAGCUUGGGGGAUAUCCCGCCUAUCCCACCUUCAGAUCGCCCUACUCCCCCUAUCCGCCACCGGCAAUCUACCAGCCACGCUACCAAGGAUACGGACCUAGUCCCCACUUUGGAUACAACCACAAUCACGAGAAGGACUCCGGCGAGGAUAAGACCGAGGACAAGUCCGGCGAGGACAAGCCCGAGGACAAGGACAAGGAGGAGGAUGUGGCCCUGAAACCACCUGGCUAUGGCUACCCGCAAGUCUAUCUAGUGCCCCGCAGACCAGUGAUCGCUGUUCCCAGCUUCCCGCGACCAGGAGGCGGAUAUGGUUCGCCCUAUGGCUAUGGGCGGUACUAAUACAACCUACGCAACACUGUGAAAAAUACUGAAAAAAGUCAUUGUUGAAUUUAUAUUACUUCCUAACAUAUUAUUAAAAAGUCUUUAAAUUAUAA